CCGCGGGCCGCAGAGGCGGGUCGGCGCGCGCGGGCGGCGCAGCGCAGCUCGGCUCGGAGUGGCUCGGCUUAGCACGGCUCGGCACGGCACAGCACAGCACAGCACAGCACAACACAGCGCGGCGAGACAACAUGCCGGUGUCAAGAAUGCGCAUGAGGCCCUGGCUGGAAAUGCAGAUUAAUUCCAAUCAGAUACCAGGACUGAUAUGGAUUAACAAGGAUAAGAUGAUGUUUCAAAUCCCAUGGAAACACGCAGCGAAGCAUGGCUGGGACAUGGAGAAGGAUGCCUGCCUCUUCCGGAGCUGGGCCAUUCAUACAGGAAGAUAUAAGAUAGGCGAGAAAGACCCUGACCCCAAGACCUGGAAGGCAAACUUCCGCUGCGCUAUGAACUCCUUGCCCGAUAUAGAAGAAGUGAAGGACAAAAGCAUCAACAAAGGCUCCAGCGCAGUCAGAGUGUACCGAAUGCUGCCGCCCCUGACGAAGGACCAGAAGAAAGAGAGGAAGUCGAAGUCAUCAAGAGAAGCAAGAAACAGGAGCAAAAGAAAGUCGUAUGAAGACACGAGGACAGAGGAGUCAGUAGAAAGCCUAACCAAUACUACUCUACCGGAUGACCACAGUGGUUACACAGUACAUGGCUACACGGGCCAGGAAGUGGAGGUGGAGAGCACAUCCAUCACCUUAGACCUCUCGCCCUGUGAGGUGAACUGCCCCCUGACCGACUGGAGGACCACCAUGGAAAUCGCCAUGGCUGACAGCACCAAUGACCUCUACCAGCUCCAGGUGUCCCCCCUGGCUUCGUCCUCAGAAGUCACAGAUGAAGAUGAAGAUGAAAUGAAAUCGGAGAUUUUUAAGCUGCUGGAGCCGGCGCCGGAGUGGCACACGACCAGCGUCGGGGGAAAAGGCUACCUCACCAACGAGCCCGGCUCGCAGAGCGGCUGCGGCGCUUACAGCUACAAGGAGCAGGACGCCGAGAUCGACACGACGUCAGGAGAAUUAGAGUUCCGAUUUUUCGACCAAAAAUCCAGCCUGGACUUCUCCUGGCUGGAGACGGUCAGGCCCCCCAUGCAAGCCAUCACCUGCGGCUUGUAGGCCGCCGGCCAGCAGCCGCCUGUGAAGACCCCUUCACAGCCCUGACGAGAACGGAAGAAGUUGUUUGUUACUGGCUGGAAGCAGAAAGUAGCUUUUCUAUUCCGUUUAACUCUUAGGUGUUAAAAAAAUUAAGCAAGGAAAACGCCAUUUUAAAAAAGAAAAAAGAAAAAAAAAAAAGGGGAAUCCCAGGCGUUAGCAGCACUCUUUGCAUUGAAGAUGCACGUACCUGGUAGUCACUUCGGAUGCGAAGCCCUUGCCGUAACGUUGCUGAUGCGAGCGGGGUCUGGCGCGUGCUGUGCGCUGUCCCUUUGGGUGAGAGGCGAUGAGCACUUUACCCGGGAGUGCUAAGGGGACACAGCGCAAAGGAGUUGCUAAUACGUUCGUUUUGGUUGCUGCUUACCUGUGCAACACUGGCGAAGCCGUGAGCUUCAAGACUGUCUUUGCACUCUUAAGAGCUGGUGCAAUUUCUGCUAACUGGCCCUCAUUUACUCAAGCACCACAUAGUUCAUCUUCAGAUCAGAUCUUUGAAACUUGUGUAAAUAGGUUUUAGACCAAUAAAAUGUGAAAAUUCAGUUUAGGCUUUGCUUCCAUAUAGUACACAUAUUCAGGAGAGCCACUCAUAAGAUGUUAUCCUGCUAGUAGGCAUGGUAUAUAUCUUUCCACAUAAUAGGUGAAGAGCUGCAGCACGAGACAAUUUUUGCACUGAUGGAGGCAGAACUUUUUAUUUAUACGCUGCCUUUCAGCGAUCCGUUUGACUGCUCGUGCUAGGAGGACGCCAGCAGUACUGUAACGAGUCGGAAACCGCACUGGGCAUGCGAGAACGCAGAAUGGAAGAAGUUCUAGUUUAUGCUUAAGACAUAGGAAUUGAAUCACUAAGUUGUAACAGAAUAUUUUCUUGUACAUUUUAUUUUUGUAUAUAAAAUGCUGUAUAUUUGUGUUAAUAAAUGUUUUAUAUACGA
This is a messenger RNA of Rhea pennata, 2047 nucleotides long. It is a transcript of the gene IRF1, whose product is annotated as interferon regulatory factor 1. Gene Ontology annotation, biological process: regulation of transcription by RNA polymerase II; immune system process. The record is from RefSeq and is a predicted model, not a curated record. Gene Ontology annotation, cellular component: nucleus. Bases 132 to 1088 code for a protein of 318 amino acids. The transcript has 10 exons. Gene Ontology annotation, molecular function: RNA polymerase II cis-regulatory region sequence-specific DNA binding; DNA-binding transcription factor activity, RNA polymerase II-specific. Lineage: Eukaryota; Metazoa; Chordata; Aves; Rheiformes; Rheidae.